Molecule: messenger RNA, 3904 nt
Organism: Megalobrama amblycephala (Wuchang bream)
Lineage: Eukaryota; Metazoa; Chordata; Actinopteri; Cypriniformes; Xenocyprididae
Gene: drosha
Product: drosha ribonuclease III
Biological process (GO): pre-miRNA processing; primary miRNA processing; rRNA processing
Cellular component (GO): nucleus
Molecular function (GO): double-stranded RNA binding; ribonuclease III activity
Source: RefSeq, a predicted model, not a curated record
UCUUUGACUAACAUUCUGAUGUCUUUCCAUGCUGGCCGCGGAUGCCCGAGGGGAAGGCCAGCUGCUCCAGGUCCAAUGUACCGGCCCACUCCGCCGCGGUAUCACUACGACCCUCCUGCUCCUCCCGGUCCUAUCUAUAACCCUCAGGGCGGCAGUGGAUACAUGCCGCCUCACCCUGACUUCAUGCCUUUCCACUUCCCUCCACCAUCACAGGGUUCUAAUGUUCUGCCCCAAUGCCCCUUACGCCCACCGGUCUUCCCAGAGCCACCCCCUUUUCCUCCACCUGCUCCUCACAGCUCAGAUGGCUCGGCUCCCAUCCCGGUUCAGAGCUCUUACCCCUACAUGAUGCCCACGGUCCCCCCCCCACCAUUGCCACCUGUGCCCCCCUCAGUGCCACCCUCCAUGCCCUACUCACCAUCAUAUCCCAUGAGCUACCCUCCACAGCCCCAGCUCCCCCCUCCACCCAGUUUCAACCCAGCUUAUGUGCAGCCCGGAGGUUCCUACAAACCUGAGCGCCCCCGCCAGAACACUCUGCAAUACAAGACGGACUCAUGUUCCCGCUCACCCGAGAGACUCCGUCACCAUGACGACCACCGGCACAGGGGCCACAGCUACGGAGGAUAUGGAAGCCGACAUAACCGUGAGUUUGGAGGAGAGAAACGGGACAGAGGGAGCAGUUCAGAGCGCAGGCGGUCAGACAGCCCUCGGUGUAAAGCGGACUACGAUAGAGGACGCGUGCCAUCAAGACACCGCAGCAGAGAACGAUAUCGGCAUAGAGACGAGCCAAGUUCGCCCCCCUCAGACAGACACAGGAAACACAUUCACAGUCGCUCAGGCAGUCGAGAGAGAAAACGCCGCCGUGUGGAGGAAGAGAAAGAGAGGAGAACAGAUGGAGCCUCGAGCAGUCGAGAGAGAGCUGUGAACUUAAGCAGGAGUAGAGAUGCAGAGGAAAUGUCCACUGACCGCCACGAGGAGGAGAAAGGCGAGGAAGAGUUACUCAAACCUGCCUGGAUCCGCUGCACGCAUGCUGAGAAUUACUACUCCAACGACCCAAUGGACCAAGUGGGUGACUCUACAGUUGUGGGAACCAGUAAGUUGAGAGAUCUGUAUGAGCGCUUUGAGGAAGAACUUGGCCGGCGGCAGGAGCGGGCCAAAUCCAGCAGGCCUAAAUGGGAACCACCCAAGACCAAACUGGACCAGGAUCAGGAAGAGAGCUCCAGCGAAUCAGAGUGUGAGUCUGAUGGAGGUGGUAGCAGCUGCUCCAGUAGCUCUGACUCUGAGGUGUUUGAUGUCAUCGCUGAGAUCAAGAGGAAGAAAGCUCACCCUGACCGCCUCCAUGAGGAGCUGUGGUACAAUGACCCCGGACAGAUGAAUGAUGGACCAUUAUGCAAGUGCAGUGCCAAAGCCAGACGAACUGGAAUUCGACACAGUAUUUACCCUGGUGAACAGCUGGUGAAAGAGUGUCGGCCGAUGAGUAACAAUGCCGGCAAGCUGUUCCACUACAGAAUAACCGUGUCCCCACCUACCAACUUCCUGACAGAUCGACCCACGGUUAUUGAGUAUGAUGAUCAUGAGUACCUGUUUGAGGGCUUUUCCUGCUUUUCACACACACCACUUACUAAUAUCCCUUUGUGUCGGGUUAUUCGCUUCAACAUCGAUUACACCAUCCACUUUAUAGAAGAGAUGUCACCUGAGAACUACUGCAUUAAAGGCCUGGAGCUGUUUUCCUCGUACCUCUUUAAAGACAUCUUGGAGUUGUAUGAUUGGAACCUCACCGGUCCUGAAGAAAAUGGCCCCUCAGGUUGUCAGAGGUUUCAUUUCAUGCCACGGUUUGUUCGGUUCCUCCCGGAUGGAGGAAAGGAGGUGCUGUCAAUGCACCAGGUGCUGCUGUAUCUGCUGCGCAGCAGCACGCCUCUGGUUCCCGAAGAGGAGAUUGCCAAUAUGCUACAGUGGGAGGAGCUGGAGUGGCAGAAAUAUGCUGAAGAGUGCAAGGGCAUGAUUGUCACCAACCCUGGCAUGAAACCCAGCUCUGUGAGGAUUGACCAGUUAGACCGCGAGCAGUUCAACUCCAGUGUCAUCACUUUCCCCAUCAUUGUGCAUUUUGGUAUCCGACCCGCUCAGCUUAGCUAUGCCGGAGACCCACAGUAUCAAAAGUUGUGGAAGAGUUAUGUGAAAUUGCGGCAUCUGCUGGCCAAUAGCCCUAAGGUUAAACAAAUUGACAAACAGAAGUUAACGCAAAGGGAGGAAGCGCUACAGAAGAUCAGGCAGAAGAAUACGAUGAGAAGAGAGGUCACAGUUGAGCUCAGCAGUCAGGGUUUCUGGAAGACUGGGAUCCGCUCUGAUGUCUGCCAGCAUGCCAUGAUGCUGCCAGUUCUCACCCACCACAUCCGCUACCACCAGUGCCUUAUGCAUUUGGACAAGCUGAUCGGAUACAUGUUCAAGGAACGAUGCCUGCUGCAGUUGGCAAUGACUCACCCCAGUCAUCACCUUAAUUUCGGGAUGAAUCCUGACCAUGCUCGCAACUCUCUAUCCAACUGUGGCAUACGCCAGCCCAAAUAUGGAGACCGGAAAGUGCAUCAUAUGUACAUGAGGAAAAAAGGAAUUAACACCUUAAUCAACAUUAUGUCACGGUUGGGCCAGGAUGACCCAUCACCCUCCAGAAUCAAUCAUAAUGAGCGCUUGGAGUUUCUUGGUGAUGCAGUUGUUGAGUUCCUGACCAGUGUGCAUCUCUACUACCUGUUCCCAAGUCUGGAGGAGGGAGGACUCGCCACAUAUCGCACAGCAAUUGUUCAGAAUCAGCAUCUGGCUAUGCUUGCUAAGAAAUUGGAGUUGGAUCGGUUCAUGUUAUAUGCUCACGGCCCGGACCUGUGCAGAGAAUCAGACCUCCGACACGCCAUGGCAAACUGUUUUGAAGCGCUGAUAGGGGCUGUUUACCUAGAAGGUGGUUUAGAGGAAGCCAAGCAACUCUUUGGGAGACUACUGUUCAACAGUGAGGACCUGAGGGAUGUUUGGCUCAACUACCCACCUCAUCCUUUACAGGUGCAGGAGCCACUGACAGACAGGCAGUUGAUCGAGUCAUCUCCAGUUCUACAGAAACUCACUAAUUUUGAAGACGCUAUUGGAGUGCUGUUCACUCAUGUCCGUCUCCUCGCACGGGCCUUCACUCUGAGAACAGUGGGCUUCAACCACCUCACCUUAGGCCACAACCAGAGGAUGGAGUUCUUGGGAGAUUCUAUUAUGCAGCUGGUGGCAACUGAAUAUCUCUUCAUCCACUUCCCAGACCAUCAUGAAGGACAUUUGACACUCCUGCGAAGCUCUUUGGUGAAUAACCGGACUCAGGCAAAGGUUGCAGAGGAACUGGGCAUGCAGGAAUAUGCCAUCACCAACGAUAAGACCAAACGGCCUGUUGCCCUGCGGACCAAGACUUUAGCCGAUCUACUGGAGUCAUUCAUUGCAGCUCUUUACAUAGAUAAAGACCUGGAGUUUGUGCACACAUUUAUGAAUGUUUGCUUCUUCCCGCGACUCAAGGAAUUCAUCUUGAACCAGGACUGGAAUGAUCCAAAAUCGCAGCUGCAGCAGUGUUGUUUAACAUUGCGGACAGAGGGCAAAGAGCCAGACAUUCCUCUAUACAAAACACUUCAGACAGUUGGACCCUCUCAUGCCAGGACCUACACAGUGGCAGUGUAUUUUAAAGGUGAACGUAUCGGCUGUGGAAAAGGACCAAGCAUUCAACAAGCCGAGAUGGGUGCAGCCAUGGAUGCCCUGGAGAAAUAUAAUUUUCCUCAGAUGGCUCAUCAGAAGCGCUUCAUCGAGAAGUACCGGCAAGAACUGAAGGAGAUGAGACGAGAGCGAGAGCGUCAGGAGAGAGAUAGUGAUGAAGGGUAGAACAGCAGAAAGUGAAGGG